Molecule: messenger RNA, 351 nt
Organism: Sphenostylis stenocarpa
Lineage: Eukaryota; Viridiplantae; Streptophyta; Magnoliopsida; Fabales; Fabaceae
Source: the annotation of a GenBank genome assembly
AUGCGAUUCAGUAUUGGAAGGAUUCACUGGUACAUCCUUGUCCUCCUUCUGGGGAAAACCUUGAGUUUUGGCCUCAGAAACCUUCCAACUACAGGGCUUGAGGCAAGAUAUUUCUGUGGUGCACUAACUCAAAAUCCAUCACUCUUGGCUCAUCACUAUCCUCCAUGCCCUGACCCAACUUUAACACUGGGUGUAGCUAGGCACAAGGACCCUACAAUCAUCACCAUUCUGCUUCAAGAUAAGGAGGUUGAAGGACUUCAAGUCCUCAAGGAUGGGGAAUGGGUUUGUGUUGACCCUAUUCCCAACGCUUUUGUGGUUAACAUUGGUUUACUCUUGCAGGUUACUCACUAA